Neltuma alba is the source of this 600-nucleotide messenger RNA. RefSeq names its product espin-like. The record is from RefSeq and is a predicted model, not a curated record. Gene Ontology annotation, molecular function: protein binding. The coding region runs from base 1 to 600 and encodes 199 amino acids. NCBI's taxonomy places the organism in Eukaryota, Viridiplantae, Streptophyta, Magnoliopsida, Fabales, Fabaceae. The transcript has a single exon.
AUGAGAACCAAUGUUGGUAGUUCCAGUGCAAGGCAGGAAGAGAGUCUUGAGGAAAAACUGUACAUUGCCCUAAUGAGAGAAAAGUGGGAUGUAGUUGUAAAUAUUUUCAGAGACCAUCCACUGGUUCAUGAUAAGAAGAUGGCAGAUAUGGUUAUGCCAAAAAAUGAGAGCCCUGAUUCACACUAUGACGAGUCUCGGUUCGACACAGCUUUGCAUUGGGCUAUCACUAAUGAAGCUCCAGAAUCUAUUGUUGAGAAACUGGUUAAUGAAAUAGCCAAUACUGGAAAUGGUAGGGCUUCACAGACUCUUCAAGCCAAGGAUGAUAAAGGGGAUACUCCCUUGCAUUGUGCAGCCUCACGAGGGUCUAUCGCGAUUUGUCGACACAUUACAUGUGUCUGUCCUCCAUUGGUUCUCGAGCGCAACAACGUUGGAGAGACGCCGUUGUUCUUGGCUGCUCUUAAUGGUCACCAACAGACUUUCCUUUAUCUGCAUUCAACUUGCAUGGAGGUGGAACCAAUGUUGCCUGCCUCAAUCUGGAAAAGAAAUGAUGGAGAUACUAUACUUCACUUUACCAUUAGGAGAAAACACUUUGGUCAGUAA